Mya arenaria is the source of this 5093-nucleotide messenger RNA. RefSeq lists its product as uncharacterized. The transcript is spliced from 17 exons. Bases 222 to 2591 code for a protein of 789 amino acids. NCBI's taxonomy places the organism in Eukaryota, Metazoa, Mollusca, Bivalvia, Myida, Myidae. The record is from RefSeq and is a predicted model, not a curated record.
UACGAUUUCUGAAAAUACGUAGUAUCACUGAGGAUCACCUAAUAUAACAAUUAUAUUGUGACAAAUGAAUAUCGACCCGGUUGUAAGUAAUCAUUAUGUGCGAUUAACCGGUGCGGACGGUUUGAAAUGUAUCUAGCGGAUUAUUUAAUAUAACAGCUGAUAACGCUGGAUAGAGGUCAUCGAUGCUUUUAAAAUAAAGUGAAUACGCAAACUGUUACUAAAUGAUGGAUGUUACUGUAAGAACACCAUCAGAUGGACAUCUCCAUGUGCAACUUGAAGCGUCCGACAACGUUUCUCACGUCCAUACAUUCAUAAAAGGUCGUCUUGGAAUCGACGAACACGAUCAAAUAUUGAUUGAUCUUUAUUCGGAUAAACCAGUUAGAGCAGACGAUAGUCUAGAACAGUAUAGAAAUGGCGGCUUUUGCUCAUUUUACGUGGCGACAGAUCGACAAUGUUUCAGAGAAGAUGAACUGGGAGACCAAGAGCACAAAAUAAAUAAGCUUAUCUACUGUCUAGUUACUGGAAGCGAGAAACUGUCAACGAUUAUGUCCAUUGCUGAUGAAAACAUCGAUACAAAACCUUUUACAGAUGUAUCUACAAAUACAAACAGAUGCAUACAAGAACUGGACUGGUGCAAAGGGGAAAUACACAUGCGCACCAUUAUACGACUGGAUUCAGAAUCAGAAAUUAUAGAUCCCAUACAGAUGAGAGGGGCGUUGAUUCAUGUUAACACUGUCUUUGAAAGACUCAAGCAACGCUUUUUAACUUUUCGUGAAAAUCUCCGAUUAUUUUUAUUUAUCAGCAAAACGGUAUGUGAUUGUACUGACAUGCUAGAGAACUGGGAAAACGGUAUCAAAACAAUAAAGAAUAAAGCAGAUGAAUUCGAAAAGAACCAAGAAAAUCAAAAACGGUUCGCUAAAGACCUACAAAAGAAAGUUAAGAUCAUGUUUGACAAUGCAUCUUCAUGUCAAAUCGAAGGUGACGCAGCUGCAUCUGAAAAAGUAUUGAACGUUAGGAACGGAACAAAGAGGUUUCUGAAAAAGUUGAUUGAAACUAUUACAAAGGAUGCUGAAAACAUUCUUUCCAUUAAAGAACUCCUCACAGGAGCCACGACAAAUGAAAACAUAAAUUUCCAGCAUGCGAGGAAAUCAGUCAAACAAUUUGAAAGUAAUUUUCACAACGUUCAGGCGAUGGCCAAUCUUGUGAUUCAGAACGGAAAUGAUUGUACCAAAUAUUGUCGAGAACAACUCGGCUUUUACGAAAGACAGCUGCCCGGUUUACAAAAGACACAAUAUGAGGCAGAGGAAAAUAAAAAGAAAAUUGAUGAAAAACUCGCAGACCUGCGUUUGCAAUGCGACAAUCUUAGGGAACUUGAAAAACGAUUAAGCACUAGAUUGGACGAGUUAAUCGAAAUACGAGACAAUCCCUUUAAAUAUCUUUGGAACGCAGUUGUUACCACUGCAGCAAUUGCAUUGGUCCCAUUAACAGCUGGUCUGUCCCUUGGCCUUCUUGGAUUGAUUCGGGGGAUAGAUUGGAAUAAUCUAGAUAGCGUUAGAGAUGGCCUUAGAGAAGUGAGACGAAACCAACAAGAAAAUGAAGAGAAGAGAAAGUCUGUUAAAGACGAGAUUGACGGGUUAAGUAAGGAAAGAGAAAAGCUCACACACAAAACAGAGCGAACUUCAAAAAAUAUGGAAACGUUAAAGACUUCAAUACAAGUAUUACCGAAAAUAUCGAGCGGAGUUGGAAAAGUGAGCGACAGUGUUGAUGAUGUUGUCCAGACUUUCAAGGAUUUUGAAAAAGUUACUUUUUCAUUUGACGUGAGAGAGCUACUGAUGGAAAGAAGUAUGUCUUACAAAAACGACCCGCACGCAAUCGGCGGCGAAAUACAGUUCACAAAAGAAGAGGAGGCGGUAAUAUUAAUUGGGAAGCUAGAGUUUGUGGACAAACAUGUUUUGAAUAUGCUAAAUAUGACAAAACGACUACUCAAAGUUCUGAGAAAUGCUGACGAGCUGAUCAAUGGCGUUCAGGAGGAUGGCCGUAGUGUUGUCCCAAAUCUCGACAAGGACAUAUAUGUCCGUGAUCCCGGCAAGUUCAAAUAUCGUUCAGCGUAUGAUGCUGUAUUGCAAGUGCUGCGAACAAGGGCUGCUCGUUUAAGAAGCAGUCUGGAAAGCAUGCACACUGCUAGUGAUCUCCUUGAACUGAUACUGAGUUUGUUCUCGAAAAAGUAUAAAUCACUAGAGGAUAUAACGUCACUGUACAACGAAGUGUUGGCCAUGUUGGGAGAGCUGGAUAUCAGUCAGCAUUGUACAGACUUUGCUGCUGAAUCUAGGAAUGAAGAAGGCAAUGAAAACGAUGACGAAACGUCCCCAAAGGAAGUAGCAGAUGAUAUGCAGACACACAUGGAUGGUGAAGAGCAGCACGAUGCAAACACAAUUCUUCCUGGUGCUGAAGGGAUCAGAAUAUCGAUGGGCGUACCGGGAAGCACAGAAGGCACGGAGCAACCACAGGACUAUGUCGGAGAUGACCAAGAGGGGAAACAAAGAGUUAAGGAGAAGCUGAAUGAAUAUAUCAAUGCCAUGCUUGAUCUGUAGGAAGUGAAGCCCUUCAAGAUUCAUGACAUAGUUUGGAAGGACUGGAACAUUCUUCCAUCAUUCUUAUAUCAUACAGAUUUACUUUCCCCUUACAUAUUUUCAUUUUAAAUUUAAACCAAUAAAAGUAUGUACUACUACAUUGUGCAUGCCUCUAGUACGGAUUGGUUCGAACUUAGAUUAAAUUAACAAUGGAGUGUUACAUCGCUUUUUUGUAAAUGCAUGAUUCAAAAUGAAGCUGGUUUACAAUAUAUUGUAUGUUUGAAUACUUUAUCAACAUAUCCAUAGUUUGUUUGAAUCUAACUAUAUACUAUGUAGUAAGUAUCAUACUAACAACCGAAAUAUCUAACUUUUACAUGUUCUUUUCGUGGUUAGUGGUUAGCACAUAGCUGUGCCCAUCCCAGAGGCAUUGAAGUAUAAUGCGCAACGGGGUUUUCCUAGAUAUUGAAAAAAUAUACCGGAGCUUUCUUAGCUUUUUAGGGACAAUACUGCGUUUUGAAGGAAAAUACCGGAGUUUUCAUAGGUACAUUGUAUUGAAGGAAAAUAUCGGAGUUUUCAUAGAUGUUGCAUCGGUAUUGAAUCAAAUUACCGGGGUUCCAUAGACAGUGAAGGUAAAUACCGGGGUUUUCAUAAUCAAAUCGUUUUUGUUUUUGUGUGUUUUAUCAAUAUUAUUUUGGUAAAGAUAUGUUUAUUAAUGUUAAUUUCGAAUGUAUAAUGUAUAGCAUUAUUUACGAAAUGUAGUUUUAUUCAGUUUACACACUCAUACUCAUACUUUGAAUGUAUUGAUGUUAUUCAUAAUCGUAAUUUUAUUUUAUAGUUUUUAUGUGAAAUCUAGAACUGUUUUUGUACACAAUGGAAGAUUAUAAUAUGAAUCGUCAUUCAAAACGAAAUUUAUCAAACGAGUUUCUAAAUUUGAUAAUUGAUGACGAUUUGAACUGACAGUUCCAAUGCCCGCAAUUUAUUGAUAAAGCUAUAUUGAUGCAAGAUGGGUCUGUAUGUGUUGUUUGUAUGUUUGUGUCUGUUAUACAGUGUGGGUUUGACUUCUGGGCGUGUCCCUUUAGGUGUUAUUUUAUUGUUAUACAUGGCUGUAUUUACAAAUUAGCUUUGCAAAAUUAUAUACCCAUCUUAUGUUUCACUCUAUUACCCAUCAUGCAUACAUUUUUAUUCAUACAUGAUCUUAUACUUAGAGUGUGUAUAUAAGGCACAUAAUCAUUCACAUUAUCUCUGUAAACGUAACGCUUAUCAUGUUUUUUACCGUUUUUUAGUAAUUUCUGAAAUUGUCAAGGAACUGUCACUUCCUCCAUUUUGCCAGCUUGCAAGUGCGUCAUGAUACAUCGUUUCAUUUCAAAACGCGAAUGCUUCUUGCAACUUUAAAAGUAAUCUUAGAUUGUUUUAUAAUGUCGUUUGUUUAUUGCAAACUAUUUAACAGAUUCAACCCAUUAUUUACUACCUUAAACUAAUAAGUCGUUGCACUAUUUUCUAACAUUCGCGCGUUUUUAACUCUGAUUUACAAGGUUGUGAAAUUAUGUUUGUUGUGACAAUUGCAAAUGAUUUAAGGUCAAAUAGCCUGAACCUGAUAUCAGCAUGACACAAAAACGAUAUUUAUAAGAAAAGUGUCCGAAAAGUAAAGGAUAAUUCAAAUAGAGACUUAUGGUUUGUUAUUGUGUAAGAAAGCCAUAUAUUUUUUUCCGGGCGCGAACCAUAAGUUUUAUAUUUUGUUUUGCCAUGAGAGAAAAUUAUACUUUCGGUGUACAAGAGCGGGUGUAUAUUGCCCUAAUACUCUGAAAUAGCUUUCUUUUAUUAACUGCUUACAAUUCUUUGAUAUCUAAUUACUCGAGUAGUAAGCUGUGCCAAAUCUUGGUCAUAUGAUGUCAUACCGAAAAUGAAGUAUAUUUGUUCGUACAUGCACUGUGUGUAUUAACGUGUGUUUUUCGUUAAAAUCGAGGUAAAAUUAAAAGAAGAAUGGAAAAAUGUAUAUUUAUUUUUAAAAUCAGUGAUUAAAAUGAUGAGGUCAUCACGAAAUAUUCCAUCGCUAUUUUUUCAAUGAACCAUAAGAAAGCGUGCAGUACUUAUUAUCAAGAGGAAACAAUACCUUGUGUUUAAAAUGUAGUUUGCUUUUUAUCAUUGUUGUGUUGUAUAACAAUUGCUACACCAUAAUAGUAUAUUAUAGCUAAGGUUGAGGUAAUAUAUUUCUUUUGAAAUCGUCCAAGUGUUUGUACUCAACUUAAUCAGUAUCAUACUUAUACAAUCUUGAUGUAAGGUUUCACGAAUUUUUCGAAUAUUGUAUUGUCGUGACAGAUACAAAUGUACGAAACGAAGUAAUUAAAAAUCAUAAAAAAACUAACUGCAUUGAUGCAUUUAGUCUAUAUCGAAAUAUGUGUGUGAUAUCAACAGUUAAGAUUGACAUAAGGUAAAUUAUAGUUGUACGGAAAUUCAAUUCAAUAUUUCAUAAUUCUAUGUCAUCAAUGCUUAUUCUUAAAAGUAUUUAGUUUUAUUAAACGUGUG